Kwoniella shivajii is the source of this 996-nucleotide messenger RNA. RefSeq lists its product as uncharacterized. Gene Ontology annotation, cellular component: endoplasmic reticulum membrane. NCBI's taxonomy places the organism in Eukaryota, Fungi, Basidiomycota, Tremellomycetes, Tremellales, Cryptococcaceae. The record is from RefSeq and is a predicted model, not a curated record. The transcript has 4 exons. Gene Ontology annotation, biological process: cellular response to misfolded protein. Gene Ontology annotation, molecular function: Hsp70 protein binding. The coding region runs from base 1 to 996 and encodes 331 amino acids.
AUGUCAGGACUGAGACCUUGUUCUCGACCCAACCUUUUGACUCGUAUAUCUUACAAACUUUAUUAUGUACCUCAACGCUAUGCUCAAACAGCAUCAAUAGAUUCCAAUCCAGAUUCGUCCUCCUCCUCGUCUUCAACACCAUACUCAUACUCCCGACGUCAAGUGGACAACUCUUCAGAUCCACGGAAAGGUAAAGGUAAAAGUAAAUCAAAUCCUCUAGCGGAAACUUAUCGAUUUCCCGAAAAAGGUAGACUGGGUGGAUUGCCUGAUCCAUAUGAGGUAAUGGCUCUAGAGAGGGGAGCCACUGAAUCAGAGGUUAAGAAGCAGUACUACAAAUUAGCCUUACUAUUACAUCCUGAUUCAUCGCAUCCUUCUUCGUCGCACGAUCAUUUCGCAAUUCUCAAUCGAGCUUAUACGUUAUUAUCAACCCCUUCAUCCCGAAACUCAUACUUGAAAACCGGUUAUGGAUGGAACCUACCUUCUCAAACGCCUAAUAGGCCACCAGGGGAUUAUGGUAUGCACGAUGAGAUAAUGAGACGUGCAAGAGGAGGAACAUCGAAUUGGGAAAAAAGGAAAUAUAGAGAUUCAGAUGCUGGAAAGGGUGCUUGGGGUGGAUUUGAUGGAACUCAAGGUUGGAAACCUUAUCAUGAUCAUAAUAUGGGUUUCAACACAAACGUCAAUGGAACUGGAGAAGCUCGAUAUAUGAGUAACCCUAGAUUCUUAUUUGUUUUGGGUAUCGUAGGCUCAUCAAUAGCUUGGAUGCAAUAUCAUCGUCUAGGAUCAGCGACUGAAACUCAUCGCGACUUACUGAACAGGCAGACUGCAGAUGCAUCUCACGCAUUGGCUCAGGCAAGAUACGAAGCUGCUAUACAUGGGAAAACUCGUCGAGAACAGAUACGCCGUAGAGUAAGAGAAGCUGAAAUAAUGAAAGAAUUGGAAAAGGUCGAAAGCGGUGAAAUUAACCACCACCUACCAGCUAUUGAAGGUCCAAGAUGA